Molecule: messenger RNA, 762 nt
Organism: Eremothecium gossypii ATCC 10895
Lineage: Eukaryota; Fungi; Ascomycota; Saccharomycetes; Saccharomycetales; Saccharomycetaceae
Gene: UTP23
Product: rRNA-binding ribosome biosynthesis protein UTP23
Exons: 1
Coding region: 1-762 (253 amino acids)
Cellular component (GO): nucleolus; small-subunit processome
Molecular function (GO): small ribosomal subunit rRNA binding
Source: RefSeq, marked provisional
AUGCGUCAAAAAAGGGCGAAGGCCUACAAGAAACAGAUGCUGGUCUACAACCACACAUUCAAGUUCAGAGAACCAUACCAGGUCCUUGUGGAUGAUCAAAUAGUGUUAGAGACGAAUAAGAGCUCAUUUGACCUGCUAAAGGGUCUUAAGCGUACCCUGCAGGCAGAAGUAAAGCCUAUGAUCACGCAAUGCUGUAUGCAGAAGCUUUACGAUACAAAAAACCAAGAUGCGAUCGCCCAGGGAAAGCUGUACGAACGGCGGCGCUGUAACCACGUGAAGGAGCCGAAGGAGCCGAUUGAGUGUCUGCAGAGCGUUGUUGCUGUGAAUGGCCAGAACCGCCACAGAUACAUCGUCGCGUCGCAAGACAUUGCCAUACGCCGCGCGCUGAGGAAAGUUCCAGGUGUGCCGCUGGUAUACAUCAACAGAGCGGUCAUGGUCAUGGAACCCCUCAGCUCCACUAGCGAACAGGUUAGCCGUGAGGCCGAAAAGCAGAAGCUCUUCAAGGGCCUGAACGACCCCAAAUACACAGGGAUAGCAGAAAACAGUGCGCCCGCGGGAGCCCAGCCGGCGGAAGGUGCGCCUACGCUCAAGCGUAAGGGCCCCAAAGCCCCGAACCCGUUGAGCAUGAAAAAGCGCAAGGUGAAGGAGGAACAGCCCACUAGUGAUGCAUCCGAACAAAAGGCAGACGCCUCGAAAAAGAGGAGAAGAAAGCAUAAGAAGGCCACGUCCGCCGAAACACCAGCUGAGUCAACCUCAGACUGA